UACGGAGAUUCGACAGACCACCUGGGAAGGGGUUGACGAGGAGCGAAACUGGAUCGCGUAGAUCGCGAUCGUGAUCGAGGCUGGUCGCCUAAUCCGGGUGAUGCGCCGGCUCCUGGAGACGGUGACGUGCUCCGCGUUCCCAGCGAGACGAAUCUCCUCGAGGAGCGUAACUUAGGAUUUCGGAAGAUCACGAGGAUAGUAUCGCGGGAUAAACGACGGAAAAAGAAGCGUGUUGCGGAACCGGAGGAGGUGGCGGUGGUGGAGGCGGAAGAAGAAGAAGAAGAAGGAGAAAGAAAAGAAGAAGAAGAAGAAGAGGAAGUGGGAGCAGCUGAGCACGAAAGAAUUCGUAAUCUACACGAGAUAAGAGGAAAGAUAGGCAGAAACGAAGAAGGAGGGCGUGUUGCACCGUUUGUUGGUGGUUAUCGGGGUUAGGGGACAAGGGCACGAGACUCGGGGCACAAGGUGUGUUGUUACGCACAGAAUGAAGUCGAACAUCUGAUCGUUCCCUUCGCAAGGAAGGCCGAUCGUGACUGAUCCGACUAAGGGUGACCUUGAGCAAAGAUGGUCAGGAGGGCGCUACUACUACUCUCACUGGUCCUCCUCGGUGCCUUCGACGCUCCUGGCAUCGAGAGAGCCGCCCACGUCAGAUACCUGGCGAUGGCUGGUAACACCUGUAACGCGUGUAGGAUGCACGAGGAGAUCCGAGCCCUCAGUCUAGAGGCGAUCAAGGAACAGAUAUUGAACAAGCUCGGAUUGAAACAGGCGCCGAACAUGACCGGCCGAGCGUUGCCGAGGAUCCCGCCGAUCUCGAAGCUGAUGGACAUGUACGGGAUGCAGGCGGAUCAGCCGCAGCCCCUCGAGCCUGGUAUCACCCAUCACGAGGAGAUCGACGAGUACGCUGCCAAGACCGAGAGCGUUUUCGCCCUGGCGCAACCACAUCAGAGGCUAAGGCAUUCCAAGGGCAGCCUGGACGUUCUCUACUUCAAAUUCUCCGACAAGGUGGUCCAGCAUCGCGUGACCAGAGCGGAGCUAUCCCUGUGGAUAUGGGGUACCGGUGGCCAGGAGACCGGCGAACUCGAGAAGUCCGCCGCCGAUUCGGAGACUCACGAAGACGGCGGUGGUCCUGUGACGAUCACGUUGCAGAGGAUCUUACGCGGCGCAACGGAGUCCGGUGGCCCGUUGCUAGGACCAACGUUGACCACUAAACACCCACGACCUGUCGGUCGUAGCGGUAAUUGGGUGACGAUCGAGCUAAGACGAAUGGUCGCCGAAUGGUUCAAACAUCCACGGGACAAUCUUGGCGUAGCCCUAAAGAUCUCUGGCCCCGGCGGCAAUCACCGUAGGAAUUCUAAGUUAGUCGAGACCAAUCCUGGGGCGGAGUACGCGCCGUAUCUCGAGGUUCAGACGCAAGAGCUCGACUCCCGUCGAGGGGCGAGGAUCAAAAGAAACAUAGGACUUAAUUGCGACGAGGCCAGCCAGGAGACCAGGUGCUGUCGAUACAAGCUCACCGUCGACUUCGAGAAGUUCGGCUGGGACUGGAUAAUCGCGCCCAAAAAGUACGACGCCAAUUACUGUUCGGGCGACUGUCCGAUGGCGUUUCUCCAGGCCUAUCCGAACACCCACAUCGUCAGCCUGGCGUUACCGCCGAACAACACCGGACCGUGUUGCGCACCGAGGAAACUCUCCGAGAUCACGAUACUGUACUUCGACAACGAGUACCAGAUCGUGUUCUCACGGCUGCCGGGUAUGGUCGUCGAGAGAUGCGGAUGCACAUAG
Molecule: messenger RNA, 1776 nt
Organism: Dufourea novaeangliae
Lineage: Eukaryota; Metazoa; Arthropoda; Insecta; Hymenoptera; Halictidae
Product: growth/differentiation factor 11
Exons: 3
Coding region: 562-1776 (404 amino acids)
Biological process (GO): SMAD protein signal transduction
Cellular component (GO): extracellular region
Molecular function (GO): growth factor activity; cytokine activity
Source: RefSeq, a predicted model, not a curated record